AUGUCCCACGGGACCUACUAUGAGUGUGAGUCUCGGGGUGGCCAGCAGCCACUCGAGUUCUCAGGGGGUCGAGCUGGGCCUGGGGAACUGGGGGACAUGUGUGAGCAUGAGGCCUCCAUCGACCUCUCUGCCUACAUCGAGUCUGGGGAAGAACAGCUACUUUCUGACCUCUUUGCCAUGAAGCCGGCGCCGGAAGCCCGAAGCCUUAAGGGCCCAGGAACCCCUUCGUUCCCUCACUACCUGCCAGCUGACCCUCGGCCAUUUGCUUAUCCGUCACAUACAUUUGGCCCAGAUAGGAAGGCUUUGGGGCCUGGCAUUUACGGUAACCCGGGGAGCUACGACCCCAGGGCUGUGGCCGUGAAGGAGGAGCCUCGUGGGCCAGAGGGCAGCCGAGGCACCAGCCGAGGUGGCUACAAUCCCUUGCAGUACCAAGUGGCACACUGUGGGCAGACAGCGGUGCAUCUUCCCCCGAGCCUGGCAGCACCUGGCCAGCCCCUACGCGUCCUCAAGGCCCCUGUGGCUGCUGCUGCCCCUCCCUGCAGCCCUCUUCUCAAGGCGCCCUCCCCAGCUGGGCCCUCACACAAGGGCAAGAAGGCAGUGAACAAAGACAGCCUCGAGUACCGAUUGCGACGGGAACGCAACAACAUAGCAGUGCGCAAGAGCCGGGACAAGGCCAAGAGGCGCAUUAUGGAGACGCAGCAGAAGGUGCUGGAGUACAUGGCUGAAAAUGAACGUCUGCGAAGCCGUGUGGAGCAGCUCACCCAGGAGCUAGACACCCUUCGGAACCUCUUCCGCCAGAUCCCUGAGGCUGCCAGCCUUAUCAAGGGCGUGGGGGGCUGCAGCUGA
This is a messenger RNA of Microtus oregoni (creeping vole), 846 nucleotides long. It is a transcript of the gene Cebpe, whose product is annotated as CCAAT enhancer binding protein epsilon. The coding region runs from base 1 to 846 and encodes 281 amino acids. The transcript is spliced from 2 exons. NCBI's taxonomy places the organism in Eukaryota, Metazoa, Chordata, Mammalia, Rodentia, Cricetidae. The record is from RefSeq and is a predicted model, not a curated record. Gene Ontology annotation, biological process: myeloid cell differentiation; DNA-templated transcription; regulation of transcription by RNA polymerase II. Gene Ontology annotation, molecular function: DNA-binding transcription factor activity, RNA polymerase II-specific; RNA polymerase II cis-regulatory region sequence-specific DNA binding.